Molecule: messenger RNA, 4820 nt
Organism: Clarias gariepinus (North African catfish)
Lineage: Eukaryota; Metazoa; Chordata; Actinopteri; Siluriformes; Clariidae
Product: transcription initiation factor TFIID subunit 4-like
Exons: 13
Coding region: 19-3171 (1050 amino acids)
Biological process (GO): DNA-templated transcription; transcription initiation at RNA polymerase II promoter
Cellular component (GO): transcription factor TFIID complex
Molecular function (GO): protein heterodimerization activity; DNA binding; RNA polymerase II general transcription initiation factor activity
Source: RefSeq, a predicted model, not a curated record
ACAAGGCUCCCCUCCAACAUGGCGGGCGCCUCCGACCCUCUGGAAGAGAUGCUGUUCUCUGAGGUGGACGAGAAGGCGGUGAGCGACCUGGUGGGCUCCCUGGAGUCACAGCUCGUCGGCCGGGGUGGAAACAAGACUGGUGCGGCUAAGCAGCACCUAGGAAAAGCCUUAGCCUCUCGGGCUAAUAGUACAUCCGAGCAGCAACAACAACAACAUCCUCAUCCUCAUCAUCAACAACAGCAUAAAGCCGGGACGGAGCGCGGCUCGGACCCCGCCGGGAUCACUCCAUCACCGGAGAGCUGCGUAAAGGCGAGUACGAGCGGUGCGCGUUCACACUCCUCCUUCUCGGAUAAGGUUAGCGGCGUGUGCGCGCAGGAUGGAGUGCCGUUUCCCGCGGGUAGCGUUAGCGCCGCCGGCCGGAGAGCAGCAGCGGCUGGCUCGAGCUCCGUGGAGACGCCGCGGCAUUACGGCACGCGGAAGAAGCGCGGUGGUGGUGCGCGCGGCGGCGCUGCCGCCGCUUCGCGGAGCAUGAACGGCGCCGCGACCUCCUCCGCGCGCAGCGGCAACUCGCCACCGUCCGGCGCCGUUUCCAUGGCGACGCCGCGCGCCAACUCCACCACCACCACCACCACCACGUACACCGUGUCCAGCGCGAGCCGGUCCGUCGCGCUGGAUAAAGGGACUCCCAGGAUCGCGCUGCACCGACUCCCGAGUCACAUCGUGGCCAGCAUCGCUCAGGGCAGGAACGGCACGAGCGUGUCCGCGCUCGUCCAGCAAGGGCGCGUGCACCACGCAAAGAACGCGGAGAGCGCGGACACCAAAGGGGAAGUGCAUCAGGGUGAACCUGGGAGUGUGAACUCAGUACCGGGUACUGUGUGUAUCGCCGUGACUCAAUCCCAGCCUCAGUCUCAAACCCAGCCUCAGUCUCAAUCCCGACUUCAAUCCCAACUUCAUUCCAAACCUCAAUUUUUAUCUAAACCUCAGACUCAAUCCCAGCCUAAAUCCCAAUCCCAAUCUCAACCCCAACUUCAGUCCCAGUCUAAAUCCCAAUCCCAAUCUCAACCCCAACUUCAGUCCCAGUCUAAAUCACAAUCCCAAUCUCAAUCCCAACCACACUCUCAAUCCCAAACUCAACCCAAAUCUCAAUCCGGAACUCAAUCUCAACCUUCUCAAUCUCAACCGCAAUCUCAAUCCCAACCUCAGCCCCAGCCGCAAUCUCAAUCCCUACCUCAGUCCCAACCUCAAUCUCAACCGCAAUCUCAAUCUCAACCUCAGUCCCAACCGCAAUCUCAAUCCCAACCUCAGCCCCAGCCGCAAUCUCAAUCCCUACCUCAGUCCCAACCUCAAUCUCAACCGCAAUCUCAAUCUCAACCUCAGUCCCAACCGCAAUCUCAAUCCCAACCUCAGUCCCAAGCUCAAUCUCAACCUCAGUCCCAACCGCAAUCUCAGUCCCAACCUCAGUCUCAACCCCAGCCUCAGUCUCAAUCCCAACCUCAAACCCAACCCCAAAUUGUAUCCCAACCUCAAACUCGGCUUCAAACUCCGCCUCAAACCCAACCUCAGCUCCAGCCUCAGCCUCGACCUGCAGCUCCAGCACAGAGGAUCACAACUCCACAGCUGUUAGUCAGGCCGCCGCAGCAGCAGGCCACCAUUCAGCUUCCGCCAGGAUUUACCAUCCCGGCAGGCAUGGUGUUGGUGCGGACAGAGCUGGGUCAGUUAAUGAUGGUUCCACAGCAAGCGCUUGCCCAAGCCCAGGCCCAGAGCGCCAUCUCACCCCGACCAGCUGCCCCCACCACUACAGCCACCUUCAGAGUAACCACCCCACAGGAAAUGCAAGAGAACGUGAAAAAGUGUAAGAACUUCCUGGCGACGCUGAUCAAACUCGCAUCCCAUAAUUCCCCGUCACCGGAGACGUCACGGAACGUCAAAGCGCUGGUGCAGGACCUUCUGGAUGCCAAAAUAGAGCCAGAAGAGUUCACCAGCCGGCUGCAGACGGAGCUGAAGUCAUCACCCCAGCCUUACCUGGUGCCUUUUCUCAAGAAAAGCCUCCCAGCGUUGCGUUUGUCCCUGUUGAACAGUCAGCAGUCGCUCACUCAGCCCCCACAGCCCCCACAGCCCAAGACCACAGCGCCCCCAACAGGAGCCGUCGCCGGGGCUGUUACCACAAGCAACGUGCCUCGGCAACCUAACAGCACCAUUACACCAUCACAGAAUAUUAAGAGGACAGGGACGAUAGGAGGGCAGGUCCGUAUGCCCGUGGUCAUCGCGCAGACGGUGCGGCCGGCAGGUGCUGUAGGGAAGAGUCCGGCGGUGCAGGCGGGGAAAAUCCCCUCGGGGGUCAGCGUGCAGCUCCCGGGGGCUCAGAAGAACAAAGUAAACGAUCCUGGGGGAGGCUCUUUCAGAGACGAUGAUGACAUCAAUGACGUUGCGUCUAUGGCCGGGGUAAACUUGAGCGAGGAGAGUGCUCGUAUCUUAGCAACCAACUCAGAGCUGGUGGGCACGCAGAUCCGCUCUUGUAAAGAUGAGGCCUUCCUGCCCACGGGUCUACUGCAUCGGCGCAUACUGGAGACGGCUAAGAAGUUCGGGGUGACGGAGGUUCCUCUUGAGGCGGUAAACUUCAUCGCUCACGCCACACAGACACGGCUGAGGACCGUUCUGGAAAAAGUGUCCUUCAUCGCCCAGCACAGGAUGGACUCCAAUAAGGACGAGGAGUGGUACGAGCAGACGUCAGACGUUCGCUCUCAGCUCAAGUUCUUCGAGCAUUUAGAGCGGCUGGAGAAACAGAGGAAAGACGAACAGGAGAGAGAGAUCCUCCUCAAAGCAGCCAAAAGUCGCUCGAGGCAGGAGGACCCAGAGCAGGCUCGUUUGAAGCAGAAGGCAAAAGAGAUGCAGCAGCAGGAACUGGCCCAGAUAAGGCAGAGGGACGCGAACCUCACAGCUCUCGCCGCCAUCGGGCCGCGGAAAAAACGCAAAGUGGACUCGCCCGGAGCGACGCCGGGCACGGAGGUGUCAGGGAGCUCGGCGGGUUCUCCGGCAUCGUCGCUGUCGUCCUCGCGCCAGUUCCACCGGCAGAGAAUCACACGCGUGAACCUCAGGGAUUUCAUCUUCUACCUGGAGCAGGAGCGAGAGACGAGCCGAUCGCUCCUGCUCUACCGUGCUCUGCUGAAGUAGCUCACGCCCAGCGUGCGAACACUAACCCAACUAAACUCAAGCAACAUGGAAUCGGUAGCCAACACGCAGCGACCUCCAGCUUCCUCCUGCAACGUGCCUUCAGCCAGGUUUCAGCUCUCCUGCUCCCUGCGUCUCUCGUCACAUCCGCCUUGGGUUAUUUAUUUAUUUAUUUAAAACCACGGUUUCACUUUUUUUUUUUUCUUAAACGGAAUAAGGAUGAACUUAUUUUUAACACGUGCCUGUAACGCUGAACGCCUUGAAGUGACCCUGAGUUUUUCGUAGAAUGCUUUAUGUAGAAUUAUUGUUCCACACUAAAUGCAUUACAUUCAGACGAACAAAAAGCCCAACACGGUGUUUAGUUAUUAACCCCUUCAGACCCAAAAACGCACUAACUUUACAUAAGUAUCGAAAAAAAAAAAUGAUUUAACUUUAAAUAUUUUAGUGAAAUCAUCAUGUAUAGGUAACGUUCAGGUUUAAUCAGUAUUUCCAUAAUGCUACAUGUACAUUAACAAUGUCAUUCUGUUCUCUACUCGACGUAAACAGCACCAUGAAGCAUUGUAAGCGUUGCCAUGGUGAUAGCAUCAUUUACACUUACAGUAGCUACGAUGUUGACUGGUUCAUGACAGAGCUACAAAUCAGCAUUACAAGUCAGCGUUUUUAAUCGUAGCUUAUUAUGUUUUUUGCUACAGUGGUGAAAAGGUUAUGGAUCCACACAGGAAACCGCGAAUUAGUACAAAAACUGAUACAGUUUCAUACAUUAUACUAUAUAUUUUUACUUAUCUUUGCAGUUUAUUUGUUAGGGUUCAUAUUGUCCAUUUAAGUCAAAGCUGAGGUGCCAACAUUUACGCUUGAGUGGUAGAAGUUCAUUUUUGAACUCAGUCCAACCAUGCACUGAACGGAAAACUAUAUGAACUAAAGUACAGCUAAACUUCGGCAUACGAAUUCCUUAAAGUUGAAAUUUCAUUUUGCGAAACGCAUUUUCCCAUAGGAAAUAAUGUAAAUGCAGAUAAUCCGUUCCAGCCACCCAAAUAUAUCAGCAAUAUCACCAAUUUCUAACACUACAAUCAUAUUUUUGCAUAAAAAACAAUCAAAACAUUUAGAAAAGACAUUUAAAUAAAGUAAAGUAUGAAAUAAAUAAACAUUAAAUCUCACUUAACUUUAAUUUAUGAUUCCUCUUGGAACCAGCUGCUUUAAAAACCAAACUGAAAGCGGCUCCCUUUUCUUCUUGCUGCGGUUCUUGCUAACAUUCUCGGGACCCCAUGGUGCUACAUGUAUGUCUUCACUUACAAAAAUGCAAGGAAUCCACAAAAAAAAAGUAAACUUGCUUCGCUUAUGCAAAUAAGUUUAAUCUGCUAAGGGAAGGACACAGACUAUGCUGGGGCAAAUUUCUUGCAAAAUAUAAGGCGAAAAUUCAUAUGCUGAGGUAACACUGUAUGUAAGUGUAACUGUUGUAGCGCUCACUUCCUGUAAGAACAGAACUCUUUGACCUAUGAAUGGACGAACCCAACACUCAACACACAACUCUUACUGAGAACCCUCUGGUUUUAACCCUCUGGUGACCAUCCCGUCGCCGCUAUAAGACUGUGAGUGUUUUUUUUUCCUGAUAACAGCGAAAAGAACUUCCCUAUGAUUUUUGAUCAUACAUGUAA